UAUUAUCACAGUUUGAUAAUUUUAACAGUGCAGUUGAGUACAUGUUUCAUAUACAAAUAAAUAUUUGAAAAUUAAUUUCCCACUUCCACCGACAAAGGAUGAAAAUAUGGCAAAGAACUUCAUAUUAAAAGGAUUUUUACUUUUACAGAUUGUUCAGGCAAUAAAUGCGGAUGGUCACGUAAAUAUCCUGGUCCAAAUUUUACAAUAUGACAAUCCACUGGGGACAUCAUUCCAUGGUAUAGACAUACAUUCACAAAGAAAAUGUUGUGAUAGAGGGACUAUCCCUGCAUGUAGCACAACUGAUACUUGUGACUCACUCUUUGUGUUUUGCAUUGGCGGUAUCAGAAGUGGAAAAUGCAAAGGUCCAAGUAUAACAACAAGUGUUCUUAGCAACAAAGCCUCGUUCGGGACUUCCUUUGACAACACUGUUAUACAUUCUAUAACAUGGACUCAUUGGCAAUCGAGCUCUCUAGAAUAUGUUGCAAAUGUGAUGGAUAAAGAUGGUCACAAUAAAGAGCUUGUUGAUACUUUUACGUCCACUAUUGCUUUACGUGCUGAUACCGACUAUGAAAGUUCAUUUCCCCAAAUGUUGUCAUUUAAAAGAUAUGUCAGUCUAGACAUCGGUAUACGGAUAUGGUGUCAAGACGGGUACUAUGGUCCUGACUGUAGCAGUAAAUGUGAUCAACAAUAUAGUAUUUGUACAAAGAAUAACGGGCAAACUUUACUACAGUCUUGUAGCAAAAAUGACGUUUCAACAUAUAAACUUAAACCUGGAUUUCACGUACCUGAGAAUUUUACUCCUCUGUACAUACGACAGCUUUUAUCACAGUUUUUUCUCCAUGAAAUCUGUUCAGAUGCACAUGAAGUGAAUGUUGAAAUUUUACGUUUUAAUAUGGAAGGGACAUUAGAAUUUAAAGCAGAGUGUGAUAACAAAGCUCUAAGCAGCUUACUGUUCAAUACACAUAUCUAUCUACUGAGCCUAACAAAUAAAGCAGCUUUGGGAAGAUAUUUUCCGAACAGUCCUUUACUUGUUCCAACAGUUCAUCAACAACUAGCUAGAGGGGCGACGAUAUUUGUUAUGUUGAGACCGAUACAUUAUCAUGAUUCCUCCACGUCAUGUGGACACAAUGGCUGUAAUGUUGAUAUACAAGUUUGCUUGAAAGCACAGUCUAAUGGCAUUUGUCAAGAGACAGUUUCGGUUCAAUCGAAGUUAAUAACAACAAAUCUUACAAUAUGUGAUGGAAUUCUUGUCAAUUCGCAGCCGACAAACCAAGGAUACAACUUGCUAGGUGUUAAAUCAUGGCCGGUUUUUCAAGUGACAGUACAGUACAAUGAACACAAAAUUAAAUUUGAAAAUCAACAACACCCGCCGGCAUCAUAUGAAGCAGGCGCCCUCUAUAACAAAGCAAAACCACUUCAAAUGACGUUCUCAUCUGGUGACAAAACUUUAGUUCUAGAAGCAAUGAUUUGGUGCGACACUCAUCAUUCUGGCAAUCAUUGUCAACAUAGUUGUAUAGCAACAGGAAGUAAAAUAUGUGACGAGAAUGGACACUUGGUUUGCAAGACAGGGUACCAUGGAAAUAACUGCAUUGACAUAAAUGAAUGUCAGGGUUCAAACCCUUGCAAAAAUGGCGGGACAUGUCAUAAUACCCCAGGAUCAUUCACCUGUCAAUGUCUCAAAAGCUGGACUGGACGUUUAUGUGACGUUGAUGUUGAUGAAUGCUCUUUACAACUUUGUACAAAUGCCACAAUUUGUACGAACACUCCUGGGUCAUUUCACUGCCGUUGUGAACGUGGAUUUCGUGGACGUUAUUGCACAGAUACUGACGAAUGUAAACUCCUAAUAAAGUUGUGUCAACACAACAGCACAUGUUUGAACACAUAUGGUUCCUAUUCAUGCAUAUGCUCUGAAGGUUUUUUAGGAAACAGAUGUGAGCGAUGUCAAUCAUGUGGGCCUCACAGUGUGAAUUGUACAAAUAAGAACGAUAAUUUACUUUGUAACUGCAAAGAAGGUUGGUAUGGUAAAACUUGUCAAAACGAUAUAAAUGAAUGCCAAACUAAGCCUUGUCAAAAUGGGACAUGCCAUAAUGUACCCGGUAAUUACAGCUGCACUUGUUAUUCAGGGUACACGGGCAGACACUGCGAAAAUGAUUUGGACGAGUGUUUAACGGCGAAGUGUGCUAACAAUGGUACGUGUAUCAACUUACCUUACCCACAGAGGUAUAGAUGUGAUUGUGCUCCAGGAUGGGAUCCUAAAAGCCGUUGUUAUCAUCAUAGAGAUGAAUGUAAAUUAAACCCUUGUGUUCAUGGACAAUGUACAAAUAAAAAUGGAAACUACAUUUGUACCUGUAAAACUGGUUGGACUGGUAAGAAUUGUGAUGUCUGGGACAGAUGUAAAGAAAACCCAUGCUUAAACAAUGGAACUUGUUUCAAUGAACCUGUUAAUCACUUGUGCAAAUGUGCUAAUGGUUGGACAGGGGACAAUUGUUCUGCUGAUAUAGAUGAGUGUAAUACAAUUAAUCCUUGUAAGAACAAUGGUCGAUGCACAAACAUUAAUGGCGGCUAUAUGUGUGUAUGUGGAGUCGGGUGGACGGGCCAAAACUGUACAGUAGAUGUUAAUGAAUGUAGAAAGUAUAAUCCGUGUAAACACAAUGGCAGUUGCAGAAAUACACAGGGGGGAUACUCCUGUAAGUGUGAAAAAGAAUGGACUGGGGAAAACUGUUCAGUAGAUAUUGAUGAAUGCAGUAAGCAUAAUCCAUGUCAACACCAUGGCAGUUGCACAAAUGCACAAGGAGGAUAUUCUUGUAACUGUCGUACUGCAUGGACGGGGAACAACUGUUCAGAAGAUGUUGAUGAAUGCAGUGAGCAUAAUCCCUGUAAGAAUAAUGGUAAAUGCAUGAAUACCCCAGGAGGGUAUUCCUGUCAAUGUGAAAAUGGAUGGACUGGGAAAAACUGUUCAACAGAUGUGAAUGAAUGCAUCAAAGAUAAACCAUGUCAAAACAAUGGCACUUGCAUAAAUAGUCAAGGAGGAUAUUCUUGUAACUGUCAAAGUGCAUGGACGGGGAAAAUCUGUUUAGAAGAUAUUAAUGAAUGCAUCUCAAAUAAUCCCUGUAAAAAUAAUGGCAGAUGCAGGAAUACACAAGGAGGGUACUCUUGUCAAUGUGAAAGAGGAUGGACUGGGCAAAAGUGUUCCUCUGAUAUAAAUGAAUGUCAUAACACAAACUUAUGCCAAAAUAAUGGAAAUUGUAGCAAUACCCCGGGAGGAUACAGAUGUCACUGUAGCAUUGGGUUUACGGGGGAAAAUUGCACAUCUGACAUCAACGAAUGUACCAAUAACAAACUUUGCCAGAAUAAUGGAACUUGUCAUAAUGUCAAAGGAGGAUAUACGUGUACAUGUCCUCAAAAUUGGAUCGGCAAUAACUGUGAGCAAGAUGUCGAUGAAUGUCACGGUCCUUCUCCUUGCAAACAUAAUGGAACUUGUAAAAACACUAUCGGUAGUUAUUCAUGUGAGUGUUCAAAAUAUUGGAAGGGGAGUCAUUGUGAAACUGAUGUGAACGAAUGUGAUAUAAGAAAUACGUGUAAAAACAAUGGAAAAUGUAAAAACUUUAAUGGAGGAUAUACGUGUGCUUGUACAACUGGAUGGACAGGCAAAACUUGUAGCUAUGAUAUAGAUGAGUGUAAACUUCAUAAUCCUUGCCAAAAUAAUGGCCAGUGCACUAACAUACAAGGAGGAUACUCUUGUCAUUGUGACAUCGGAUGGUCUGGAAUAAACUGUUCAGUUGAUGUUGAUGAGUGCAGUAAACAUCAGCCCUGUAAAAAUAAUGGCAGUUGCAGAAAUUUCCAAGGAGGAUACUCAUGCCAGUGUCAAAAUUCGUGGACGGGACAUAACUGUACUGACGACGUUAAUGAAUGCAUCUCACAUAACCCUUGUGAAAAUAAUGGCGUGUGUAAGAAUACACAAGGAGGCUUCUCUUGUCAAUGUGAAAGAGGAUGGACUGGGCAAAAUUGUUCUUCUGAUAUAAAUGAAUGUCAGACAGAACACCCAUGUAAAAAUCAUGCCAUUUGCAGUAAUACUCCGGGAGGAUACACAUGUCACUGCGACAGAGGAUUUACGGGAUUAAAUUGUAUAUCUGAUAUCAAUGAAUGUCGCUCAAAAAAUCCAUGCCAAAAUCAAGGAAAUUGCACUAAUACAUUUGGAGGAUAUACUUGUAUUUGUGACAGGGGUUUUACUGGAAAAAACUGUACAUUCGAUAUCAACGAAUGUAUCAAUAACAAACUUUGCCAGAAUAAUGGAACUUGCCAUAACAUAAAUGGGGGAUAUGCGUGUUUAUGUCCUCAAAACUGGUCCGGCAACAACUGUGAACAAGAUGUCGAUGAAUGUCAAAGAAUUUCUCCUUGCAAAAAUAAUGGAACUUGUAUAAACACAAACGGAAGCUAUUCAUGUAAAUGUCCCACAUAUUGGAAGGGAAAUCAUUGUGAAAAUGAUGUGAACGAAUGUGAUAUAAGAAACACAUGUAAAAACAAUGGAAAAUGUAUAAAUUUUAAUGGAGGAUAUACGUGUGCUUGUACCACUGGAUGGACAGGCAAGACUUGUAGCUCUGAUAUAAAUGAGUGUAAACUUCAUAAUCCUUGCCAAAAUAAUGGCCAAUGCACUAACAUACAGGGUGGAUACACUUGUCAUUGUGACAUCGGGUGGUCUGGAAUAAACUGUUCAGUUGAUGUUGAUGAGUGCAGUAAACAUCAGCCCUGUAAAAAUAAUGGCAUUUGCAAAAAUGUCCAAAGGGGAUACUUGUGCCAAUGCAGAAAUUCGUGGACAGGACAUAACUGUACUGACGACGUUGAUGAAUGCAUCACACAUAACCCUUGUAAAAAUAAUGGCGUGUGCAAGAAUACACAAGGAGGCUACUCUUGUCAAUGCGAAAGAGGAUGGACUGGGCAAAAUUGUUCUUCUGAUAUAAAUGAAUGUCAGACAGAACACCCAUGUAAAAAUCAUGCCAUUUGCAGUAAUACUCCGGGAGGAUACACAUGUCACUGCGACAGAGGAUUUACGGGAUUAAAUUGUAUAUCUGAUAUCAAUGAAUGUCGCUCAAAAAAUCCAUGCCAAAAUCAAGGAAAUUGCACCAAUACAUUUGGAGGAUAUACUUGUAAUUGUGACAGGGGUUUUACUGGAAAAAACUGUACAUUCGAUAUCAACGAAUGUAUCAAUAACAAACUUUGCCAGAAUAAUGGAACUUGCCAUAACAUAAAUGGGGGAUAUAAGUGUUUAUGUCCUCAAAACUGGUCCGGCAACAACUGUGAACAAGAUGUCGAUGAAUGUCAAAGAAUUUCUCCUUGCAAAAAUAAUGGAACUUGUAUAAACACAAACGGAAGCUAUUCAUGUAAAUGUCCCACAUAUUGGAAGGGAAAUCAAUGUGAAACAGAUGUGAAUGAAUGUGAAACCAGUUACCCUUGUAAAAACAAUGGAACGUGUAAAAACUUUAUUGGAGGGUAUACGUGUAGUUGUACAACUGGAUGGACAGGAAAUACUUGUGCGUCUGAUAUAAACGAAUGCAGUACCAAUAAUCCUUGUCAAAAUAAUGGAAGCUGCAUUAACAUACAAGGGGGGUAUUUAUGUAAGUGUGAUAUUGGUUGGAAUGGAAAAAACUGUUCAAUAGAUAAUAAUGAAUGUGUAACUGAUCAUCCUUGCAAAAAUACCGGUACCUGUCAAAACAAUCAAGGUGGUUAUACUUGUUUUUGUGACGCUGGUUGGACAGGCAGGAACUGUUCGGUAGAUAUAAAUGAGUGCAAAAAUAUCUUACUUUGUAGUAAUCAUGGCACAUGUACUAACACUGACGGAGGAUUUAGAUGUAAAUGUCCUUCGAACUGGGAAGGUAUUCAUUGUGAAAUUGAUGUUAAUGAAUGCGAUUUCAAAAAUCCUUGUCAAAAUAACGGAAGCUGCACUAACACACAGGGAGGAUAUUCAUGUAUAUGCCCUCCUUCUUGGACAGGUUCUUACUGUGCCUCACAAAUGACCAACAUUAAAAUAACAUCUCUUUUGACAAGCAAGUCAUUAAGCACACAAACCUCAUCACCGACUGAUUCCACGUCUAAAAGUAGAUCGUCCACUUCGUCAACCGAAUCGCUAUUAACAAGCCGUCCAUCAUUUCCAUCUACCACGUUUUCGGUUACAACUAAAAAUUCACCAAAACAAUCAGACACAAGUAAAUCACCAUCUCUGUCACCUAAAGCGCCGAAACUAACAAAUAGUUUUGCAUCUUCUGUAAUAACCUUUUCUACAGACAAUACAAAGCCAAAAAAUACAAGCCCUGAAGUAGUAUCAACAUCAAAUUUUGAGACUACAACCCAAAAACCUACUGUGUCGUCAGUAACAAACAAACAGAAUAUUGUUUCUUCAAGCAAAACUUUUUCCAGUUCUAAUUCUGCACAAUCAUCACUCCAGAAAAGCAAACCUUCAGUUACCACCACGUCUUUGAAAGACAAUAAACAUACUUCUAAUGUUACCGUGGAAUCAACUUUGCCAAGCACAACUUCACAAAAAAGCAGUGGUUUAUCCGCUUUUUCUGCUGCGGCAUGGUCAUUAAGUAGUAUUUCGUCAGUUUCAGUGACAUCAAAAGCAAGCACAAGCAAGUUGACACUUCAUAGCAGCACUCUUACCACCAUAUCUGCAGAAAAAUAUAUUUACACAUUAGAAUUUGUGAAAAAGUUAAGUGAGUCAGACCAAACAGAUAUAAAAAAAGGAAUGGAGUUUUUGCUUCAAAACGACACCUGUUCUAGCAGUACUAAUAUAAAUAUCACAAUAUUAGAUGAUUGGAAAACGUCAAUUAAUUCUGUGAAAGUUCAUGCGCAAUGUGAUGGUAGAGAUGUCUCAAAAAAAGAAAUUGAUGAAGCGUUAAGUGCCUUAACACCACAAAUGUUGAAGUCUCUUUUCCCCUUUGAAUUGAAGCAAAAAGGCGGACACAAAGACGGUAAUGAACCCGAGACGAACUGGAUUCAGAAAAAUAUGAUGGUGAUAGUAGGAGUUGGUAUUGGCGUCGUGCUGAUAGCUGCUACUACAAUUGGUUGUAAAUGUUAUAGGUCAAGAAGGAAAAUGUUUUCUAACGAAGAUGGGCCUUUGUUUGACGACACACCUACUUUUGUAGAGCUAAAAAAACGAGACAGAAUUGUUAGCGGGCAAAUCACUGCUACUGAAAAUCCCCUCUAUGAUUCUUUCUCUUCCUCAAACAGAGACAGCUAUAUUGCUUAGUAUGGAUUUAUGUGCUGAUGUAAUACAUAUAAGGUAACAGGUGGUUACUGUGCGAUAAGAUACUGACAUUUAUUAUGAUAAUUAUUUAUUACUAGUGUACUUUCUAUCAUAGUAAUAGUUUAGUUUAUUUCAAUAUUCCAUUGGACCAAAUGAUAAAUGACAAGACAGUGUAAAGCAUACAUUUACAAUAACAUGUGCAAGUGGAGAAGGUAUAACACAAAUUGUUUAUCAUCAUUGAAAAUAAAUAUCAGAACAAAGGAUGCAUAAUAAUAAAUUACCACUGUUUAGCACAACUUAUAUAAAAGUGCACGUUUUCUUUACCUUGUGAUAAAUGCACAUGAAUUAUCGACGUAAUUAUUACAUGUUUUUGUUAACAAUGCUUGAAUAUUUAGCGUUUUUCUAAGGAUAGAAAUUAUAUAAUAAAGUUUGUGUAAAAUUGUUAUUUUUUUAAUUAGUUACAGCUCUUUUUGUUUGUUUUGCUGAAUUCUACGUAAGUAAUAUUUACUCAUAACUCACUAAGAUAACCAGUCUUAAAGAUAGUCAAUGCUGUAAACACCAAGAUAAUAGUUCGAGCGUCGGAAUGAGAAUUGUUAGUAUUUUUUCUACAAAGUCCAUUAUUCAUGUAUAUUGCAAGAAGGAUAACUAUUCUAUGCUUUUAAAUAUUUCAUUAUGUAUAAUUUUUAAUCUAGUAAUUUCAAAACCCUAUUCAAAUGAAAAAUGAACAUAUAUUGCUCAGUGCAAAACCCUACUACAAUAUACAUGUAAAUACUAUUUUAUCAAAAAAAGCUUUAAUGUUUGUUCACAAGUUUGGUACCUUACUUUGGUACUUCAGCUUUAAAUACAAACUUUAAGGAAAGUAUAAUGUAUUGAUUCGUGUUUCAACAAUAAAACAUGUUUGCCAUGGUCUUGUUAUGCGUGAUCGUUUAAUUUGCUAAAAAGUUAUUUUAAAAUGUGUCCUUUCCUCGUAUGUUAUUCUUUAUUCGGCUCGUUAAUCAUUUAAGUUUGAUAUUUACUAUUUUGACAGACUACUUAUUUUAUUUUGCUGAACAGGUUUUUGAGUGUUUUGCUCCAAUUUUAAAACAAAUUAAGGGCUAUAACUAUUAUUGUAACUAUUGCAUUGCUCAGUAGACAUUUGUUAUGGUUUUAUUUCUCUGAAGGACAUGUAUAUAAAAUGGACCAUAGUUGGAGAAUGGAAAACAAAGUCUAAUUUAUAAAGCCGUUUGUUUUAUUCAAACAUGUCAAGAAAUGAGUAUAUACAUGACAAUUAGAGACAUAUAAUAUUAAAUAAUAAAUAUAGACAUCUUUUAACAAAGUAUGUAUGUGGUGUAUGACAAUAUUUAAGUCUUUUAUUUCUUUAUCAUGUUGUCGCGUAUUGCUGUUGUUUUAUGUUGUUGUUUAUAUUUUUGUAUAUAAUUGUUACCAGAAGUUAUGUAAUCUAGUGAUUAAUUACGAUUUCUUCUUUAUCAAACAAAAAACCAUGUAUGUUAAUUUGAAUGUUAUUGUAUAAAUAAACCAGAAUACUCAACAA
This is a messenger RNA of Ruditapes philippinarum (Manila clam), 8771 nucleotides long. Its product is annotated as neurogenic locus notch homolog protein 1-like. Gene Ontology annotation, biological process: heterophilic cell-cell adhesion; establishment or maintenance of epithelial cell apical/basal polarity; cell communication. The transcript has 17 exons. Bases 107 to 7243 code for a protein of 2378 amino acids. The record is from RefSeq and is a predicted model, not a curated record. Gene Ontology annotation, cellular component: protein-containing complex; plasma membrane. Lineage: Eukaryota; Metazoa; Mollusca; Bivalvia; Venerida; Veneridae. Gene Ontology annotation, molecular function: calcium ion binding.